Molecule: messenger RNA, 648 nt
Organism: Molossus molossus (Pallas's mastiff bat)
Lineage: Eukaryota; Metazoa; Chordata; Mammalia; Chiroptera; Molossidae
Gene: CCDC167
Product: coiled-coil domain containing 167
Exons: 4
Coding region: 124-384 (86 amino acids)
Source: RefSeq, a predicted model, not a curated record
GGGGGAUCCCGGCAAGUAACAUGACUAAAAAGAAGCGGGAGAAUCUGGGCGUCGCUCUAGAGAAUCCUGACUGUUUGCAAGCUGAAAGGCUCUGCUGCCCAUCGCUAGCUGCUGGUGUGCCGUAUGUUUCAGAUCGAUGGGGUGGAGGAGAAGCUGUCACAAUGUCGAAGGGACCUGGAGGCUGUGAAUUCUAGGCUCUGUGGUGCGGAGCUGAGCCCAGAGGCCAGGAAGUCUCUGGAGAAGGAGAAAAACAGCCUGAUAAACAGAGCCUCCAACUAUGAGAAGGAGCUCAAGUUGCUUCGGCAGGAGAACCGGAAGAACAUGCUGCUCUCUGUGGCCAUCUUCAUCCUCCUGAGCCUCGUCUACGCCUACUGGACCAUGUGAGCCCGAGAUUCCUCCUGAGUCAGCAACCUAGGCUGCUCACAACCAAGCAGGCCCUUCAGGCCUUAAGAGGACCAAGGUGCAGGGGCAUUUCUACCUGACCUAGACACCGACCAGACACCGGAGCAGGGCUUCCUGUUGGCCCAGCCCCUCCUGCCUUCGGUCUUGCUGGGGGCCUGGGUCUCCAGGAUGUUGGCAUGCUCCUCCCUUAGCCCAAGGGAGAGGCAAUAAAGAACACCCGGGCUGCUCCUGUGUGCUGAGUAAAUG